Messenger RNA from Bursaphelenchus xylophilus (pine wood nematode), 4076 nucleotides. The record is from the annotation of a GenBank genome assembly. NCBI's taxonomy places the organism in Eukaryota, Metazoa, Nematoda, Chromadorea, Rhabditida, Aphelenchoididae.
AUGAGUAUUUCGGCGUCUCCCGUUUCCUCAGGCCUCUCCACGGAAGAUACGACCAUUUCUACUGAUAACCGCAGCUGGUAAGUGCUUAUUGGUAAAUUAAAAAAAAAAAAAAAAAUUUUUUUUUUUAAUUUUUAAUUUUUUUCGCACCGUGCAUUCGAUUUUUUAUGCACGGUGCAAAAAUUUUCUUUUUGCGACAAAUUUUGCACAGUGCAGAAAAAAAAAUUUUUUGUUUUGUGGUUGCACUGUGCGUUUGUUUACUUUUUUGGUUGCACUGUGCAAAAAAAGUUUGGAAUGCACAGUGCAGAAAAAUUGUUUUUGUUUUGUGGUUGCACUGUGCGAUUUGUUUACUUUUUUGGUUGCACAGUGCAAAAGAAGCGAUUCAUUUUCUUCUUGCACAGUGCGAAAAAAAGCUUAUCGCGCAAAUUUUGCACAGUGCAGAAAAAAGAAGAAAUUUUUGUUUUGUGGUUGCACUGUGCGAUUUGUUUACUUUUUUGGUUGCACUGUGCAAAAGAAGCGAUUUAUUUUCUUCUUGCACAGUGCGAAAAAAAAGUUUAUCGCGCAAAUUUUGCACAGUGCAGAAAAAAAUUUUUUGUUUUGUGGUUGCACUGUGCGAUUUGUUUACUUUUUGGAUUGCACUGUGCAAAAGAAGCGAUUCAUUUUCUCUUCGCACAGUGCGAAAAUAAGUUUAUCGCGCAAAUUUUGCACAGUGCAAAAAAAAGAAAUUUUUGUUUUGUGGUUGCACCGUGCGAUUUUUUUACUUUUUCGGUUGCACAGUGCAAAAGCAGCGAUUUAUUUUCUUCUUGCACAGUGCGAAAAAAGUUUAUCGCGAAAUUUUGCACAGCGCAGAAAAAAAGAAAUUUUGUUUUGUGCUUGCACUGUGCGAUUUGUUCACUUUUUGCUUGCACAGUGCAAAAGAAGCGAUUCAUUUUCUCUUCGCACAGUGCGAAAAAAAAGUUUAUCGCGCAAAGUUUGCACAGUGCAAAAAAAUUUUUUUUUGUUUUGUGGUUGCACUGUGCGAUUUGUUUACUUUUUUCGGUUGCACAGUGCAAAAAAAAUUUUUUUCUGUAAUUCCAUUUUGCACUGUGCAAAAAAAGUUUGGAAUGCACUGUGCAAAAAAGCGAUGUUCUUCCCGCACAGUGCGAAAAAAAUUUUAUCGCGAAAUUUUGCACAGUGCAAAAAAAAUUUUUUUAUUUUGCGUUUGCACUGUGCGAUUUUUUUACUUUUUCGGUUGCACAGUGCAAAAAAUUUUUUUGUAGAAGACGUUUUCAAAAAAUUUUGAACGUCUAUUUUCGUCUAUUACAGUACUCCCACCCUCUCCGAGCGUUCAUUAUCACUGGAAUCAUUGGUCUCGCUCGAGGAGGAUGAUCUGGAGCCCGUGCCUUCGCCGAUUCGGAAGCGAAAAUUGGACAAUCUGUUGGAGAACGUCGAAGUUUGCGCGAAAAAACCGAAAUUCGCCAACGACAAGGAAAGACUGAUCAUGUAUGCACAGCUGAGUAAGUCACGAUCUUUUUUACGAGAUUUUUUGGUCAAAACACGAUAUUUUUUUGGUUUUUCUUUGCAAAUUAUACGGAUUUCAAAAGUCAAACUGAACGUAGCGAUCCUAUAAAAUUUAAAAAGCUAAAUUUUACAAUUCUCCGCCAGAUUUUAGAGAUUUUUUGUUUUGCAGGCUGCGAGUGCCAAAUUAUACGAUAAGUCUGAAAGUGAUUUUUUCAGCUGUAUAUUGCAAUAAAAAGUAAUUUGGCCUGCAUCUUACACUUUAUACUAUAUAUGAAACGUUUUGAAAAAAAAAUGGUUUCAUUUUAUACGAUGAAACCUGCUGCGAGAAAUAAAAUUGAAAUAAGUCGCGAGCUGCGCCCUAAAUCACCUGUGAUGCAUAAAAUAAAUUAUAAUGAGGUUAUACGGGUAUAAUACAUCGUUUUCCACCUUUGCCAUUUUAUACGAUCAAACGUAUGCAACGUUUUUUGGAAAAAUUAAUUUCGCGAGCUGCGCCCUACAAGGUGACUUUAAAAUUGAAGAAAAACUUAUUUCAAGCUCUGCAAAAUACGGUUAAAACCCAUUUUUCGUUUUUAGUCAACAACUGGUACUCCGAAAUCACCUGGCAAAUCGAGAGGUUCGGCGAGAAGUACGAAGUGCCGGACCUCCAUUUGCCCAAGGCCCUGGAAUGCAACGCCAUGGCCAAUGCGCUGCCCUCCUACUCGAUCAACCCCAUUUGCCCGUCGAAUUGUUGGAGGUCGCGGAAGAACGCGCAAUGGAUCCAUUUCGAGAAGAUUAUCAACGAAUUGGUGGAUCAGCGAAGAAUCGAGCUGAAUAAACAACAAGCGGCUGCUAUUAAUGUAAGGGUUUGGGGGUAGUUGGGGUGGCAAAAGAAUUUUACAGCUCAGAGAUAUCGUAUUUUACAAAUUUAGUUGAAAAAUCGGUAGAGAAUUUUGAAAUUUCGCCAAAAAAUUGACAUUUUUCGAUUUUUUUUGGACUUGGUCCAAUUUAAACGCUGAUAUCUCGCUGAUUUCUGAACUACAGUGUCUCAAACUGUUCCUAGUAUCUAAAGAGCAUGCAUUCUUUCUAUUGAGACAGUUUUAUCCAUAUCUGUUUCUAAAAUGUUGCGGUUUUUUGAGUUGACAUUAGACUUGAUGUCUACUACAAUAUACCUCCGAGAUCUCCGCGAAACCUCCUCUGAAUUACAAGAUCUCUCGGUUGCUAAUAGCUUAUUCUUCUAGCAGCAUUUUAAGACUAAAUUUUCAUCUAUUCAUCAAGCCCCUUUUGUAUAGCAAACCGAUUUUCCCGACCCCCCACCUUUAUGGCAAGUACAAUAUAUAGGUUGAUGCAAAAGGAAUUGCGGAUUUUUUAAUUUAUUCGUAUUUUUUUAUAGGAUAGCUCAAUUCAAAAAUGGAAAAAGGUAUAUAGUAGUAAAUUUUAAGAGGAUUUUUCUGUAUAUGUGCUAUUCUUAUGAAAGUUAUCAAACGUUACCAUAAGUUACCACGAAAGUACCCUAAACAUGUUAGUAUAUUUUAAACCAAUUUUUUUACAUAUUGUUUUGCGGCUUUAUCCAUUUUUGAAAAUAUUUUGAUAAAAUACGUUAUAUUCUAUCAAAAAACAAAAAAAAACCCCCAUUUUUGGCAAAGCGUUAAAACGCUAUCCCAAAAAUUCAAAUUUCAGCAAAUUUUACAAAUCGUGUCAUAUCUUUUUUUAAUAAGUCCAAAAUAAAAAAUUCUUUUUGCUUUCGAUUAGUAACAACAUUUUUAAGAUUUUUGUGACAAAAAACAUCAAAAUCAAAAAAAUUUAUUUUUUUGACAUUUUUUGACCAAAAAAUUAAAUUCAAGAUUUUGAUGUCUUUUUUUCACGAAAGCCUUAAAAAUGUUGUUACUAAUCGAAAGCAAAAAGAAUUUUUUAUUUUGGACUUAUUAAAAAAAAGAUAUGACACGAUUUGUAAAAUUUGCUGAAAUUUGAAUUUUUGGGAUAGCGUUUUAACGCUUUGCCAAAAAUGGGGGUUUUUUUUUGUUUUUUGAUAGAAUAUAACGUAUUUUAUCAAAAUAUUUUCAAAAAUGGAUAAAGCCGCAAAACAAUAUGUAAAAAAAUUGGUUUAAAAUAUACUAACAUGUUUAGGGUACUUUCGUGGUAACUUAUGGCAACGUUUGAUAACUUUCAUAAGAAUAGCACAUAUACAGAAAAAAUCCUCUUAAAAUUUACUACUAUAUACCUUUUUCCAUUUUUGAAUUGAGCUAUCCUAUAAAAAAAUACGAAUAAAUUAAAAAAUCCGCAAUUCCUUUUGCAUCAACCUAAUAAAUCUAUCGCUGAAACGAUUGCAGAUCAAAAAAGUGCUUCACGAAGACGACUGUGAGACCUGCGAUGACCUGCAAUUCCUCCUCUAUCAACGUGCAAUGGACGUUUGGCGACGUGUUCAGACGCGGGCCCGAAAACUGAAAGACGUCAGUCAGCACAAGUUCAGUUGGGUAAAAUCGACCGAAAAGAACCUGGAGCUGGCCGUUUUUCCGAUUCAAGAGUAUGGCCAAUUGGCCUGUGAGACUCCACCGCUCCCCUAUGUCCAUCGGUUCCGCGAGUUUCACGCCAAUUGGGAAUGA